AUGGCCCUUGAUACAGUAUGGUCCAGUGGACCAGAUGGUACACAAGUACAUUCUCAAGAGAGUGGUAUAAGGUGUAGUGCUGUUGGGAGAGUGGUGGUCGGCUCUAGUGCAUGUCAGAGACGUGGAGGUGGUGUUGCCAUUACUCGUACUAUCCUUAACCACCAGUACUUGUCGGGUAUAGGUAUCAGUGUUAUUGUCGAGGCUCUUAAAGUGGACAGUCUGCAGAAGCUUUGCUCAUCUCUAGAACCUAUUCUUCGGAGAGUCAGUGAGGAGGUUGAACGUGCUUUGGCGAAGGUAGGCCCUCCGAUGCUUAAUGGAAGGUCUUCCCCAAAACGAAUUGAAGGUCCAGAUGGUCGAAACUUGCAGCUGCACUUCAGGUCUAGGUUAUCGCUUCCUCUCUUCACGGGUGGCAAAGUGGAAGGAGAGCAGGGUGCUGCAAUUCAUGUUGUUUUGGUUGAUGGAAGCACUGGCCAACUUGUAAUAUCUGGACCUGAAGCCUCUGUGAAACUUGAUGUUGUUGUGGUUGAAGGUGAUUUUAACAAUGAAGAUGAAGAAGGUUGGACCCAAGAAGAAUUUGAAAGUCAUGUAGUGAAGGAACGUGAAGGGAAAAGACCUUUGUUGCAUGGAGAUCUUCAGCUAACCCUCAAGGAUGGGGUAGGAACAUUAGGGGACCUUAUAUUUACUGAUAACUCUAGUUGGAUAAGAAGCAGGAAAUUCAGACUUGGAUUAAAGGUUGCCUCGGGUUUUUGUGAGGGUAUACGCAUACGUGAAGCAAAGACUGAAGCUUUUACUGUUAAAGAUCACAGAGGGGAAUUAUACAAGAAACACUAUCCACCAGCAUUGAACGAUGAGGUGUGGAGAUUGGAGAAGAUUGGCAAGGAUGGAUCAUUCCACAAGAGGCUUACUAAUUUUAUCACUCUCAUGUUCUUUAAGGCUGUUCAUCAAAUGCCACUUUGAUUAUUUCUUACUUGUUACUUUAACAUUUGCAUA
Messenger RNA from Humulus lupulus (European hop), 990 nucleotides. RefSeq names its product calmodulin-binding protein 60 D-like. Gene Ontology annotation, cellular component: nucleus. The coding region runs from base 1 to 957 and encodes 318 amino acids. Gene Ontology annotation, biological process: regulation of salicylic acid biosynthetic process. The record is from RefSeq and is a predicted model, not a curated record. Lineage: Eukaryota; Viridiplantae; Streptophyta; Magnoliopsida; Rosales; Cannabaceae. Gene Ontology annotation, molecular function: sequence-specific DNA binding; calmodulin binding; DNA-binding transcription factor activity. The transcript is spliced from 5 exons.